AUGUCGAUCCCCAUGAAUGCACUUCCCGCCGAGUUCGAAGCCGAACAUGGCUCGAUCGACCUCGCGGACCCGGAUUCGAACCUCGACGAUGAGGGCGCGGACGAGGAGGAUGACCUGGACCUGAAGCAGAGCCAGAGGAGCGUGUGGUUGUGCAAGGUCAGUGCACUGGAAUAAGAUGCUCUUGAGCUCAGUGAGCGGCCUGGAUGCUCGUGUACUUGGGGUUACUCUGGUGUGCUCUUGCCAGACUCAAGUCAGCGAGCCAGAACAGAGCUGACCUGAACCUGGUCCAUCACCCAUCGCUCGCCAGGUUCCAAAGUUCUUGUUGGACAAGUGGGAGCAGGUCCAACAAGAGGGCGUCGUGUUGGGACGGGUGAGGGUCUAUGACGAGUCAGUUGCUCUGCUCCGUCUCUCGCGUGAGCCCCACCUCGAGGAAACCGGGCUGGGCUGUGAGGCUCAUCCACACCCUACGAUUGCGAUCCCACUCUGAUUGCACAGAAAAGAUGCCAAUGGAGAUCCAAAGAUCGCCGUCCUCCUCGAACAAGACGAAAGCUCGGCUCCACCAACAACCGCACCCGCACCGAGUCGGGACAUCAAGGGCAAAGGACCGAUCGGACGACGGAACGGCACCGUACCGACAGAGUACCACCUUCGACUGCAGAACACGAGUAGUAAGAACCUGUUUAUCUUCGGCGAGAAAGAGGAAGAGGACGAGUCGACGGGCGAUGUGGGGUUCAGGAAAAAGAGGCGUGAGUCGAGAUCGGAUGUCCUGGCAAAUUUUGAGGCAAGUACGAUGCUCAUCCCACACUACACUCGUCGUCAGGGAUCACCUCGUUGGCGGGCACAAUUCAACACGAAUGCCAGCUCACACCUUCACUGUCGUCCAUCUCGGCCUCGGACUCGUACCGGACCAUCAUGCGCGAACGGCAACGCCUCGCCACCGAACCCAAACGCACGAUCAAGAUGUUGGACGUCGACAACGCGACGGCGAAUCGACUGGCUUCGGGUGUAGGCAUGUCGGGCGUGAAGCAUCGUGUUGCCAGUAUGGUUGUGAGUUUUGUCAAACGCAUCGAAUCCUGUCUUUCUAUUGUGGACGACUUUCUGAUCCUCGUGCGGUCAUCGUUGCGAGGCUAGAAAACCGCCAAAGCGGCGGCCGUCAGUGGCGCCGGUCCCAAUGGUCGCAUGGUGCGCAUGCCUCGCAACGAACUGCUCGAUCUCCUCUUCCAACACUUUGACCAAGCGCCGUACUGGAACCUCAAGCUGUUGAACGAGCACGUCAAGCAGCCGGCGACGUUCUUGAAGGAGGUGUUGGGCGAGGUUGGGACGUUGGUGCCGAGGGGUCCUUAUGUUGGGAUGUGGACGCUCAAAGAGCAGUUCAAGAGCGGCAAUAGGGACGAAAAUGCCAAGCCCGAAGGGAAGGAUGAGGCGCAUGUAGCUAAGAAUGAGGAGGGGGUAGAGGGAAGCUCGACAACAGAUGUAAGGAAGGCGGAGGACGACCCUGACGAAGAUGACGAAGACGAAGACGAGAUGGAGGUCGUCGCUUGA
Messenger RNA from Microbotryum saponariae, 1542 nucleotides. Lineage: Eukaryota; Fungi; Basidiomycota; Microbotryomycetes; Microbotryales; Microbotryaceae. The record is from the annotation of a GenBank genome assembly.